Messenger RNA from Penicillium brasilianum, 1235 nucleotides. NCBI's taxonomy places the organism in Eukaryota, Fungi, Ascomycota, Eurotiomycetes, Eurotiales, Aspergillaceae. The record is from the annotation of a GenBank genome assembly.
CAAUCAGGUACAAUAGUGUCUCAAACCAGCAAUAGGGCUUAGGGCUCUGUCCAAUGAAACUCCCUGUGACAAGCCGAGGUCCAUGGGAGCUCACCCUUAGUGAUAAGCUAACGAGACCCUGACACUCAUUCACUUCUCCUCGUGGAAUAAGAGUAUCAGAGCGGAUUGUUUGAGGCCACAAUCAAAUCCUUAAUUACACAUUGUCCUCGAUCGACACGCGACCAUGCCAGGAGCCACGGAUACCCGCAAGUCCGUGCUGAUCACAGGGUGCUCUCCCGGUGGUAUUGGAAACUCUCUUGCACGCGAGUUCCACCGCAAUGGAUUGCGCGUAUUUGCCACGGCUCGACAGGCCGCUACCAUCGCCGACUUGGCCGAGCUCGGCAUCGAGACACUGAGCCUGGUCGUCGAUGACGAGAAGAGUGUCAAGGCAUGCUUUGCCGAUGUCGAGACUAGACUGGGGGAUAAGGGUCUUGACUAUCUCGUGAACAAUGCCGGCCGAAACUAUACGGUCCCUGCCAUGGAGGUGGAGCUGGAUGAGGCCCGUCUCACAUUUGAGACUAACCUCUUCUCCGUCAUCAGCAUGUGCCAGACUUUCUUGCCGCUGCUGAUUAAAGCCAAGGGCACUAUCGUACAGAUUGGUUCUAUUGCUGGAAUCAUCCCCUACGUCUUCGGCUCAGUCUACAAUGCCUCCAAGGCUGCUCUGCACUCCUUCAGUGAUACCCUUCGAGUCGAGUUAGCUCCAUAUGGUGUCAAUGUGAUCACCGUCGUUACCGGCGGCGUACAGUCUCGCGUUGCUCGUACGGAGCGCACCUUGAAGCCAAACUCUCUGUACAUGCCGAUCGAAGAGGAGUACAACCGCCGCGUGGUGCAUAGCCAACAUAAUGCCAUGCCCAAUGAGAAGUAUGCCCGCAGCGUGGUGAACCAGGUGCUGUAUGGAUCAGCACCAUGGCGCUGGCUCUGGCCCUGGGCACAGGGUCGCAAGACCACGAUCUGGGAGGGUCACCGUAGCUGGGUGAUUUGGCUUCUGGUGGGUGGAUUUGCCUGGAAUGGGCUCUUUGGCCGAAUGAUGACCAAUAUGUUCAAGUUGUGGAAGAUCAAGGCGGCUUUGAAGAAGUAGAAGGAUCGUGUAUGGUGGAAGAUAAUAGUAGUUCUGAUAGUUGAGAUGGGUACUCUUUAUACUUUGAAAUAUUCCUUGUAUACAAAAAACCGAAAUAAUAGUUCACUAUGUAACACAA